AUGGCUCCGGAAAAGUGUCAUCGAAAGAAAGUAAAUCAAGCAAAUGAAAAUAUUCGCAACGAUGAUAAGUUAUGCCGUGUUGCACUUCGCAUACCAAAUGCUGGUACAGCUGUAGAUUGUGAUCAGAAUGAAAAUUUUGUACCAAGUGUGCAAAAAGAUCUUGGGGGAGCUGGUGGUACUCAUGGCAUGGUUGAAUCCGAACCCGUGGAAUCAACAAGAAAAGAAUCGAAUAACAAAGCAGUCCUGGAUGAUUUAUCAAACAAAGAUAGUUGUGUUGAUUUGAUUGGCGGAUUUACAAAUGCGACGGAUAAUCCGUACACAAAGGACUUCUCAGCAGUUGAAAAUGCAGUGGAUGAUAUGACAGGAAUGAAUGAUGAAAAAUCUGUUGUAAAUACUGAAGCCGAAACAUUGAAGGUCAUGGAAACUCUGAACAUUGAUUCCUGCACCUUGGCAAAGUUAACGAAAAGAACGGCGACGGCGACAGCAACAGCACGAUUGAUUAUGCGGUUCAAAUAUCCGGAUCCUCCUAUGGGUUUUAAAUUAUCGGAUGUCGAUAAGACAUUUGCUGAUGCUGUUGUCGUUUUCUCAAUGCAUUGUCAUCCGAAUGAUAAAUCAACACGAUCAAGUGUAAGGCGAGCCAUGGUGAACUAUUUUGCUUUAAAUUCCCACAAAAAGCGACGCAAACAGGCAGCUUUGAAUCCUCACGCUGAUCAACAAUGA
This is a messenger RNA of Adineta ricciae, 720 nucleotides long. NCBI's taxonomy places the organism in Eukaryota, Metazoa, Rotifera, Eurotatoria, Adinetida, Adinetidae. The record is from the annotation of a GenBank genome assembly.